This is a messenger RNA of Sardina pilchardus (European sardine), 1290 nucleotides long. Its product is annotated as coiled-coil domain-containing glutamate-rich protein 1. NCBI's taxonomy places the organism in Eukaryota, Metazoa, Chordata, Actinopteri, Clupeiformes, Clupeidae. The record is from RefSeq and is a predicted model, not a curated record. Bases 373 to 1017 code for a protein of 214 amino acids. The transcript has a single exon.
ACGGAAGCUCAUUCUUAACGGCGUGUUGGUUACCACAACGUUGGGAAGUAGAGAGUUUUGGUUGUUAGUACAUUGUCACAGUAGCCUACAGUAAGAUACAGUGACGGGGUUGUCUUCAUUAACAUUCUGGGCAAGAUACAAAUUGACAUCAAGUUUAACGUGAAGGGUUGGUUAUCCGCGAGCAGGUCAAGCUGCCUGUGUUACAGGCAUUACGCCAGGCUAUGUACAACCAAAAGCCAGUUGUGAAGAAAAAAACAGAAACAAUUGUCAAAAGGUAGACUCUUGGGCGUAUCGUGUGGUGAAUCACGAUAAAGUAAAAUACUCGGCUAGCUGCUAUUUGCAGAUUAUGUGAGAGGGGAACUCGCCCCGCUAAUGCGUUCCGGAGUAAGAAUGUGUGGCAAGGGCAUGGCAUGCCAGUUGGGGCUUUACAACAGACAGUCCUGUAAAGACAAGUUCAGGGAUGAGUCGAGGAGAGAUAACAGCAAACAGUGGUACAAGUGCGGAAAGCAGCAAGGAUGUCGGGGGAAAAGGACCUGGGCACACGGAUAUCCCGAGCCACGCAGACUGAAUCGACGAAGACCACGUCCAUCAGGUACUGUCUUGCGCCCUGUAAACAUAAAAGGAAACAGGGCACCAGGCAUGAGAGCACCAAGAAAUACCAACCAGUUUCUUAUGCACGAAAAGUAUCAGAUGAUGCAUAUGCGAUCAGAUUCUGUGGGAACGGACAGUGGAUCGGACUGUGAGAUGGAUUUUGCAGAUAUGGACUCUUAUCUUGGUGUUUUGGAGAACGCUAGAGGCGCUCUGUUGGACAGUCUUGAGCUAUCUACAAAGCCAUCAGCUUUAUUUUGUCCUCAACAAUUGGCCAAGUGUCAAGCAUAUCCCUUCUUCGGCUUCGCUGAGGUUGAUCAAGAGGAAAGUAUGCAGUAUUAUCCAUCUGAAGAUGACGUUAAUCAAAGUGAAGAUUUCAUGCAAAAAGACUUCAAUGACUUUUGUAGCACUGUUACUCCACUUGUGUAACCUGUUAACCGUUAAUGCAAAUUUGCGUUCAUGACAGAUUUUUGGAUAAUUUAUGUUAAUGCUUCAUUUGACAGUCCAAACAUUAACCUCCACAUUCAGUUUUUUUUUCCUGUAGGCCUACAUGAAUUUGCCAAUGAUGUUCUGUUUUGACGGGCGUUGGGGUAGGAGUGUGACUACCAGCCAAUCACAUUUCAGCUUGUCCGAUGGCAACACUUCUUGUUUUCAAGUUGCCCUGUGCAAACGGUAUUGGAAAAUAAAUUCAUUCUGUUGUUA